This is a messenger RNA of Phragmites australis (common reed), 2664 nucleotides long. RefSeq names its product chloride channel protein CLC-f-like. The transcript is spliced from 9 exons. Gene Ontology annotation, cellular component: membrane; Golgi apparatus; chloroplast. Gene Ontology annotation, molecular function: voltage-gated chloride channel activity. Lineage: Eukaryota; Viridiplantae; Streptophyta; Magnoliopsida; Poales; Poaceae. Gene Ontology annotation, biological process: chloride transport; transmembrane transport. The coding region runs from base 217 to 2460 and encodes 747 amino acids. The record is from RefSeq and is a predicted model, not a curated record.
CUAAUCUGCAAAAACACGAGCGCACCUAACUGUCUUCGUCCCCUUCCUCACGCCCGCACACCUCCCUCGCCAUUGCCAACCGCCGACGAGAUCCGGCGCUGCGAAUCCCUCAGAUCCGUCGCAAGGUCACGAACUCGGAACCCUAACUCUAGUUUGAUGCGAUCCCGUUAGGUCGCGCUCCUCCCUGCUCCUGCUCCUUUCGCCGAGGCGCGCGCCAUGGCGGGGAGCGACCUCGAGCCGCUGCGCUCCGGCGCUGCCGCGCUGCCGUCCUCUUCGGACCCGGACUCACCCUCGACACCGCGCCGGAGCCGCAUGCGCGAGCUCCUGCGGAACCUGGACCGCCGGCUCUCGAACCGAAGCCGCGGCGGCCACGUGGAGGGUGGCGCAGCGGCAGCCGGAACCAUCGGGGAGGCGGGGGUCGCGAGGAGGGAGGAGGACAGCGACGAGCUCGGGGACGGCGCCCCUCCCGAGUGGGCGCUGCUGCUCGUCGGGUGCCUCCUCGGGCUUGCCACUGGCAUCUGCGUCGCGGCGUUCAAUCGCGGGGUACAUGUCAUACAUGAAUGGGCAUGGGCAGGCACACCCACAGAGGGUGCUGCUUGGCUUCGUUUGCAGAGGCUGGCUGAUACUUGGCAUAGGAUAUUGUUAAUUCCAGUGACUGGUGGAGUUGUUGUUGGUAUGAUGCAUGGAUUAUUGGAGAUAUUUGAGCAGAUAAAGCAAUCACUAUCAUCUCAAAGGGAAGGUGUUGAUUUCAUGGCUGCCAUCUUUCCCACAAUCAAGGCCAUCCAAGCUGCAAUUACUUUAGGGACGGGAUGUUCAUUGGGGCCGGAAGGGCCCAGCGUUGAUAUUGGUAAAUCUUGUGCAAAUGGGUGUGCUGAAAUGAUGGAGAACAACAGGGAACGGAGGAUUGCUCUUGUUGCAGCUGGAUCAGCAGCUGGAAUCGCUUCAGGUUUUAAUGCUGCAGUUGCUGGAUGCUUUUUUGCUAUUGAAACAGUAUUGAGGCCACUUCGAGCAGAGAACUCGCCACCAUUUACUACUGCUAUGAUUAUAUUGGCAUCAGUUAUAUCAUCAACUGUGUCCAAUGUUUUGCUAGGGGAAAAAGCAGCAUUUAUUGUCCCGACGUAUGAACUAAAAUCUGCUGCUGAGUUACCACUCUACCUUAUUCUAGGCAUGCUUUGUGGGGUUGUGAGUGUGGCAUUCAGGCAGUUGGUUGUUUGGUUCACUAAGACUUUUGACUUGAUAAGGAAAAAAUUUGGUCUUCCUGCUGUAGUAUGUCCGGCUUUAGGUGGUCUUGGAGCAGGUCUAAUAGCUCUAAGGUACCCUGGAAUACUCUAUUGGGGUUUCACCAAUGUUGAUGAGAUUCUACAUACGGGUAAAAGCGCUUCAGCCCCUGGAAUCUGGCUCUUAGCUCAAUUAGCUGCUGCAAAAGUUGUAGCAACUGCACUUUGCAAAGGUUCUGGUCUUGUUGGUGGCCUUUAUGCUCCAAGCUUGAUGAUUGGUGCUGCUGUUGGUGCUGUUUUUGGAGGCUCAGCAGCACAAUUAAUAAACUCUGCCAUUCCGGGUAACACUGCUGUUGCACAUCCUCAAGCUUAUGCGCUAGUGGGAAUGGCCGCCACGCUAGCUUCAGUGUGUUCCGUCCCAUUGACAUCUGUGCUCCUGCUCUUUGAAUUGACUAAGGAUUACAGGAUUCUACUUCCUCUGAUGGGAGCUGUUGGUUUAGCAAUAUGGGUCCCAUCUGUUGUAAAUCAAUCUGGCAGCAAAGAUACGUUUGAGGCCACAUCUCCUCGACAUGGCUAUUCUUCGCUAUUACCUCCUGCAGAUAGGAACGAGACAGAUUGGAGACGACCAGAUGGGGAUGACAUUGAACUCACAAUUCUAGAUGAUGAUCCCUACCACUAUGGUAGCAACAAUGAGGAGAUGCUUCUCGAUGACUUGAAGGUAUCACAUGCAAUGUCAAAGCAUUAUGUUAAGGUCACGCCUACAUUCACCAUCAAGGAGACAACAAGGCUUAUGCAAGAGAAACAGCAAAAUUGUGUUCUUGUUGUAGAUAAUGAAGAUUUUCUUGAGGGAAUUGUGACAUUAGGUGACAUUCGUCGUAAAGGAUUUGAACCAAGUGAAAACUCUCUUACUAUUGGGGAAAAUUCAUCUGCCUUGGAUGCAAAUUCUACUCUCGUCUCAUCAUGCUUCACUCGAGGUUUUCAGUUCCAUGGCAAUGAAAGAGGACUAGUGACCUGCUUUCCAGAUACAGACCUGAGCACUGCUAAGGUGCUUAUGGAAGUUAAAGGAGUUAAGCAGCUUCCAGUGGUCAAACGUGGUGCUGGUCGUAGAAAUGAUGGGAGGCGUAAGGUCCUCGGCCUUCUUCAUUAUGAUUCAAUAGGAUGGUGCUUAAGGGAAGAGCUUGAGCGGUGGAAGGCAAUAUACCAGAGAGAGAAUUUCCAGCAGACAACAGUUAAUGGGCACUGAACAUGCAGAACUGAAGUUUUGAUUGUAGCGACGAAACUACCAGAUAUAAAAAGUAACAUUCCAACAAAAUUAGGGUUAACUUAGAAACACCUCUGUUAAAGAGUCCACUCGUCAAAGUGUAAAGUCUCUUCGAGUUUGCCAGGAUAUACAUUUUGUAUCUAACAUAUAUAAGAGGUGAUGGUGUGAUCUAUUGUUUUCAGCUUC